Cyprinodon variegatus (sheepshead minnow) is the source of this 1423-nucleotide messenger RNA. RefSeq names its product olfactory receptor 142-like. Gene Ontology annotation, cellular component: membrane. The record is from RefSeq and is a predicted model, not a curated record. Gene Ontology annotation, biological process: G protein-coupled receptor signaling pathway. Lineage: Eukaryota; Metazoa; Chordata; Actinopteri; Cyprinodontiformes; Cyprinodontidae. The coding region runs from base 272 to 1198 and encodes 308 amino acids. The transcript has a single exon. Gene Ontology annotation, molecular function: olfactory receptor activity; G protein-coupled receptor activity.
UCGAUGUUUCCAUACAGAGCAUAGGAAGCAACCUGUGUUUUUCUCUGUACAUUAAUGAAUCUUCAGUGGGCUGUGAGCUUUAUCAGGAAAUGUUUCCUCAUUUUUUCACUUACUGUGGACUAAAACCUUUAGCCUUAUAAUUCAUGGAUGAGGGAAAAUGCUCUCAGUAUUAUUACAAUGUGUUCAGCCAGUAGGUUGGUUGUUUUUUGGGUGAAAAGCUUUAACUACAAUUAUCGUUCUUUAUGUCUGACUGUUGAGAAUGUGAAACGGCAUGAUUAACUCUUCACAGGUUUUUUUCUUUUCUUUUACUGCUUAUAUCAACUCCUGGGGUUUGACCUAUUUGUAUUUCACUGUCAUCUUGAUUUUGUAUGCCUUCAUAGUCUUCUCUAACGUCCUGCUCAUCGUUGUGAUCUGCAUGAACAGGAGCUUACAAGAACCCAUGUACAUGUUUCUCUGCAGCCUGUUUGUCAAUGAACUGUAUGGCAGCUCAGGCUUGUUUCCCUUCUUGCUGGUUCAGAUCCUCUCAGAUCUCCACAUUAUUUCUGCUCCGCUCUGCUUACUUCAGGGUUUUAUGGUCCAUUCUUAUGGGGCGGUUGAGUUUUUAAACUUAGCAGUUGUCUCAUAUGACCGUUACCUCGCUAUCUGUUACCCUCUGCAGUACAACAACAAAAUGACACCCAAAAAGAUUGCCGUACUGAUUGCUGUGGCCUGGAUGUAUCCACUUGUUGCCAUGUCCUUCAUGAUGACUCUGAUACCGGUGAAGCUGUGUGGGAACCAGAUAAACAAAGUGUACUGUGAUAUUCAUUCUGUGGUUAAACUGGCCUGUACGGAAAGUGCCAUCACGAACAUUUUUGGACUCACUGCUACAUUCAGUACUAUAUUGGUCUCUUUGCUUCUGAUUCUCUACACCUACAUCAAGAUCCUUGUUGUGUGUUUCUCUGGAUCCAAACAAACCCGUCAGAAAGCCUUGAACACCUGCACGCCUCACCUGGCCUCCAUUUUGAACUUUUCCUUCGCUGGUAGCUUUGAGAUCUCUCAGAGCAGAUUCAACAUGAGCUUCCUGCCAAACGUUCUGCGUAUUUUCCUCUCGCUUUACUUCCUAACUGCACAGCCUCUUUUUAACCCGCUGAUGUAUGGCCUGAAGAUGUCUAAAAUAAGAAAUGCUUGUAAAACUCUACUUCUGAAUGUAAACCAGUGACACAAAUGUAUUGUAUUUACACAAUAUUAACCUAUAGUAGCAAAGAAAAGGAAUCUUUGUAGACCCAGACCAGACAAAUAACCAAAUAUUUUAUGACUGUUUAAGAAGCAAUUGUUUCAAAAGGUUCAAAAUAGUAUAUGAAAACCAUAUUUUUACAAAGUGUGUCUCAGCUAAAGGUUAUUUGGACCAAAACACUCAGAGGAAUGUAUGUUAGAGAUACUGAAG